UUAAAGUAAAGUUAACUGAAUUAGAAACGCUGGUGGGGCAAGUGCAUGGUAGCAGCAAUGAAAUCGAUGUGAACAAACUGUGCCUCGAGUAGUUGCACUGCCAAUCAGAACUCUGCUCCCAAUCAGAGGAAAAGAGAGAGAGAAGCGCGAGAGAAAAAGGCAUACGGGUGCAAAAGGAAAAGCAAGAGGCAGAAAAAAAGUACAGAGCAAUAGCAAAAGCAGGGGAAAAUGCAAUAGGGAGAAAAUCAAAUAAAAUGACAAUCGUUUUUCCACACUAACGUAGACGCAAAAGGCGCCGCGGCCGGCCGUAAAAUGCCAAGAAACACUUGCGGGCCAAGUGGAUGCGUAGCUAACGGUAACGGCAACGACAACGAUGACAACAAUGGUAACGGUAACGGUAACCAGGACGACAACCAGGAUGCGAGCAACGAGUGCGGGGGUGUCGGCAUCGUCAAACAGGAGUUCGAGGCAGCGCCACCUGUCUGCCACAGGAAGUCGGAGCGCCGAAGAGUAGCCCGCGAUAUCUUCCUGGUCUUUGAGGAGCAGCCGACCCGACGUCGUGGCAAGGGAGCGCGCGGCAAGAACUCGCGGGCCAAGCGAAAGUUUGGCCACCUCAAGGUAGCCAACACCCCGCGCAUCAACAAGAACCUAUUGCGUGAGAUCAAAACAGAACCAAAGUGCAGCAGCAGCUCCGUUGUGGCAGAGCCAGUGGCACUGGUGCCACCUGCGGCGCCAUCUGCAGUGAAGCCAGCGCCGCCUUUUUCUCAGCAGCCCAAGCAGCCAGCAGCCAAGGAGCCAGCCAAGCCACUGCCGCUCUCCCGAGUGGCAGCAGUGAAAAUUGAAACCAAAACAGCACCAGCAUCAAAUGCAGCACCAUCUAGAGCCCGAACAGAGCCGGCUCCGCCUACGGAGCGGAGGGAGGAGGCGCAUCAUCAUUCAGCAUCAUCAUUGCCGCCAGCAUCUGGCCAUCGUCCCGUUUAUGCUCGAACCCCUGCUCCUGCAGCAGCUCCCGCUCCAGCUACGACUCCCGCUACUGUUUCUACUAAUCUUCCCACUCCCCCCACGACGCCCAGCGUCAAUCCCAUUUUCCUGUGGGUCAAGCAGGACGACACCAGAAUCGUUGAGGUGCGCUGCGAGGACUACGACAAGAGGAAUCGGAUCCGCCUCACCAAGACCACAAAUGGCUGGCGAUCCAUGCCGCGCACAGAUGCCUCCUCCACUAGGAUAGUCAAAUUCUUCCACGGCUCUGCCGCACCCUUGAUGAAGGUCAAACGUGAACAGCAACAUGAGCAGCAUCUCGAAAAUGAGCUGGUGCACGAGCAGGAACAUGGACAGGCGGAGCAAGAGCCAGAGCCAGAACUUGUGGAGGAGCAGCAGCAGCAGAUGCAGAUGCAGAUCCCCAAUGUAGCUCAGAGUCUCCUGCACGACUGGGAGGACAGUGGUGCCACUCAGCUGCCAGAGUUGGACGAUGAUGAACGGGAGGAGCUGGAGCAAGAGGAGGAGGUGCAGGACGACCAGGAGCAGCAUGACAAUCUGGCUGCGGUGAUUGAGAAUGUUGUGGUCCGACCAGCUGCCCAACAGCCGCAACCGCCAGCGACGCCCUCGUCCACGCCUACUGACUGCUUUGAUGGUCUGCUACUCGAUGGCGAGGACACAAAUGCCUCCACCAAGGCAACCAAGACCAACACGCCCACAUAUCAGAGUUCCACGCCCUCGCCCAUGGAACUGCAGCUGUGUCCCAAAACGGGGCUGUUCCUGCCCCAAGGGCAACUGGCGGCCGCGGCCGCGGCCAUGGCCAUGACCUCAGCCACAGCGGCGUCCAGCGAGGCCGACAAGUCCUUGGCCGAGAACGGAGGAGCCGAUACCGUCGAAAGUCUCGAUUGCAAUACAAAGAAUCUGAAAGAUCUCCUGGACGAUGCCGAUGAUCUGCUCCAGAACUGCAGCAGCGACAAUGGCAGCAGCGGGGCCGAUCUGCUCGACUCCCUGGUGAAGAGGAGCUGCGAGGACAACCUGGUUCAGGCGAGUGGUCCAGCCAAUGGUGCCUCAACAUCCGUGGAAGGCGACGUCACGGCGGCCGACGACGGUUUGGGCUCGUUCUGCGUGGCCGAUCUGGGCAAGGACCUGCCCAGCAUCCUACACAUGAACAACGACGAUGAUGAUGCACCCAAGUGCCUGUCGUUCAACGAGGCCGGGGAGAUCGAGGGACUGAACGGAGAACUCUUCCUUGGGAUUGCAGCCUUCGAGAAACAGCAGGAGGAGAUGGCACGCACGGAGCAGCCGCAACCGGCAACGCCUGCCACCGUGGAGCUGACACAGACGCCCACACCCACUCCCACACCGACGCCGACGCCACCGAUGCCGGAGAUGGAAAAACAAACAGCGGCCGCCGCCUCUGCCGAUGAGGCGCCCAAGGAUCUGAGCUACAAGAAGCGCGAGGAGGUGUGUCCGCCAUCGGAGUCGCGCAGUCAGUGCGCGGUGACCUCCAGCUCGGAUAUACUCAAGUCGCCCGAGCGGGUGCUGCAGCUGCCAGUCAACUCCAUCCCAGCGGAGGUGGAGACCACCUCGGAGACGAUAAAAAAUCUCAUUCUAGAGCAAUUCCUCAAGCUGAACGGCAACCAGCAACAGGCACAGCAGGCGGAGCCGAUGGAUCUGGGGAAGGCGGGUCGAGAAGGCAAGCUGGAGACAGUCGUCAUCCACGACGACGACGAGGAGGAUGGGGAGUCUAACCAGCCGCUGAAGAAGCGACCCAAGGCCAGCAUAAAGAUGGACAAGGACCCCGACGCCCUCACCCAGUUGAAGAUGCUGAUCAGCAAUCCGCAGUGGAAGGUGCCCGAUCCGAUACUCGUGCCAAAGGAUCGACUGGGAGCCGUGCUGGCCUCCCCGGCCCGAGAGAUUCCCCUGCUGCUGACCACCCGGCCAGAGCUGCGGCUGCCGGAGGCGUUUGCCUAUCCGGAGAUUAUCCAGAACCCCAACAUCCUGGUUGUAACCAUGGAGCAGCUGGAGGCUAUAUUGAAAACCGAGGCGGAACAGGCCAAGGCCGCCCAGGGUCCCAAUCCAGUGGAGAUGAUCGCAGAGCAUCAUCCUCCGUUGAGCAAGGCCAGGAGUCCAAGUCCGAGUCCGAGCCCCAAGCACACGCAGCCACACAAAGCACAGGCACAGGGACCUUUGCAUCAGCCUCAGCCUAAGCCACCGGUGGUGGCCGCUCCUGUAGCACCUACUCCUCCCUCAUCUGCUGACUCCAGCCUUUCGACGUCCACAUCUACGGACCUGAAUGCCACCACCUUGGCCUUGCUUCAGCAGAUGCUGUGGCUUCCCUACUUUGGCCAGCUGUCGCAGGAGCUUUUCAAGACGAUCAAGGAUCCCCUGGCCAUGCAGCGGAAGUUCAUGAGCAACCUGCUUCCGCUUUACAACAGCCAGUUUGGACUGCAGCACCUUGACGAGCUCUACAAGCACUGUCUCAAACAGAAGGCAGUGGGGGAGCAGCCGACUGUGUCUACUCCAGCGACGGUGCCCAAUCCUCCGCACCCGCCUGUAGCUGUAGCCCCGCCGGUUCCCCCCGCAGCUGCAUCCGCGAAUGCUUUUGGGGUCAAUGGGUUUGCCAAUCCUAUGGAGCUGGCCAUCAUGCAGAAGUUGCUGCAUCCGCAGAUGCCAAAUUUUCUCAACUGGGAGGCGGCUAAAGAUGCGUCUGUGUCUGGCUCUGGCUCGGCCCCAUCUUCUUCGCACCACCAUCAUCACCAGGAGCACAAGCGGCCCCGGCGGGAGCCCGAGUCCAAGCCAAGUGCAGCUGCUGCCGCUCCUCCUGCCGCUGUGCCUGCUCCAGCAGUGCCUUCUCCAGCCCCUGCUCCUGCAUCGGCUCCGGCUCCGGCGGAACACAAGCCACGACUGACGUGCAAAUCCCUUUCGAAUCUGCUGGAGCCUGAGCCCAUUGCACCGCUGCUCAAUGUACCCUUCGACACCCUGCGUCGCCCAACAGUAGCAGGGCAUGGUCCCAAAACGGGGCCGGAGCAGCAACAGCAGCAGGCCAAGGAGGCGAGCACUGGACGCUUGCUGCGCUCCAGCAAGGCCUGCGUUACUUACAAUCCCCUGGAGCAGGCCAAGCAGCAGAUUCAGCAGCAGCAGCAGCACUCGCAGCAGCAGCGGAAGCGUGCGACGAGUAGCAUGGUCGCCCAGGAUGCCCACCAGCAACACCAGCAACAGCAGCAGCAGCAACAACUAGCUGAGGCUGCCGCAGCGGCUGCCAGUGGGGGGGGAAUGGAUGCCAACUCGGCGCUUUGGCAUCCACUAUUCGGAAGCAAUCCAAAACAGGGUUACAACAGCCCCUGGCAGUGGACUACAGUGACGGCUACCGGCGAAUGACAGUCAAGCCGGGCUCCCAAGGAGCCAGCACCUGCAUCGGUCGCACGGACAGCCAGCUACG
Drosophila persimilis is the source of this 4417-nucleotide messenger RNA. RefSeq lists its product as uncharacterized. The transcript has 2 exons. NCBI's taxonomy places the organism in Eukaryota, Metazoa, Arthropoda, Insecta, Diptera, Drosophilidae. The coding region runs from base 313 to 4356 and encodes 1347 amino acids. The record is from RefSeq and is a predicted model, not a curated record.